Molecule: messenger RNA, 5028 nt
Organism: Boleophthalmus pectinirostris (great blue-spotted mudskipper)
Lineage: Eukaryota; Metazoa; Chordata; Actinopteri; Gobiiformes; Gobiidae
Exons: 4
Coding region: 156-2750 (864 amino acids)
Biological process (GO): protein dephosphorylation; negative regulation of JUN kinase activity
Cellular component (GO): cytoplasm; cytosol
Molecular function (GO): protein tyrosine/threonine phosphatase activity; MAP kinase tyrosine/serine/threonine phosphatase activity
Source: RefSeq, a predicted model, not a curated record
GCGCUCGUUACGGGAGCUCGAGACUGGAGCAGCACUACGUGUCACAUCUGGACACAGCAUCACCUCGGCUCGUGCUGCCAUGAGGAGCUCCGGUGCCGCUGCGCACAGAGCAUGAUCACUCCGCUGGACUGCCUCUGAUCCUCCCACCGGUCCAGAUGCCUCCGCUGCCCCUGGACGAGCGCAUAGUGGUCAUCCAGCGCCCUAAGACCUUGGCCCUGUGUGAAUCAUCCCCACAAACCGUCCAGCAGCACUCCUCGCACAUCUCCGCCUCUGCUAACGGACAGAUCUCACAUUCUUCUCAGUUCCAUCCACCCCAGUCCAGCUUCUACUCCUCAGCCUGCAAGUCUCUCAGUUUGGAAUGCAAGCGGAGAGGAUCCCGAGUGCAGAAAUUCCCGGGGAACCAGUCUGUGGUGCCGGCGGGGGUCAGACACACCCCUAGCCACUGUCAUAGCAACGGCACAGUCACUCUACCAUCCCACACGCAUACUAUUGACAUCAGAGUGACAGUAGACAAAGGGGGGAGAGGGGCGGGGCAUAGUAACUCAUUACGGGGUAGUGCCAAAGGUAGCAGAGGGAAAUGCGUCUUGUCACAAGCUGAUCAAGAACAAUGUAACAGGAAGUCACAGGUAGCAACAGGGAGAUCAGAUGGAUCUGAAAGAUCACAGAGAAGUCACCAAAGACAAUUGAGUUUAUCUCCUGGAGGGGGUCUGCAGUUUGUCCCAGCGCAAUCCCAGACAAAAUUCAGGGGUGAAAAGGAAAGCAGCAGCUACCAGCUCCGAAACAAUCAGGAGUAUUCUUCUUUGGGACACAAGAAAAGCUCCAAACUGGGAACGGUCCAUCAAAGCCAUAACACUCACAGUCUACCUUACCAGCACAGCUCCGUCCCCGUGCCCCAUGCUUCAAUCCUAAACUCAAAUUUCACCCCUUCUCCUCCCUCCCAACCUCCCCCUCCUCCCCCUGCUCCGAACCCAUUUCAACAACUCAGCCAACCUCGCCCAUCCCGACCUAGAGACCCCCGCCCACACAUUCUCCAUGGGUUACCCCUGUCCCCCUGCUCCUCGCACAAUGGCACCUUCCCAAGUCCGGACCAUACCUGCACCAUCGACUGCACCCAUCCGUUUAGCUGCGGUUGCUGGCGGUUGCUAAGAUGCAGAGGGUGUAAAGGCCGAUCGUCGAGUUGUCACGGAGGAGGAGGGAGCACGUCUACCUCGUUUUCCUGUGUUCAUAAUGCUGCCGCUGUCAAAAGAGGAAGCAAAGAUAUGAAACAUUUAGCUGGCUGUUUAUCCACUGCUUCAACUUCCAACACCUCUUCUUCUAAUAGCACUGUGUCAGAUUGUCGAGGAAAAAUGUUUAAACCUUGUGCGUCUUGUUCUGGAGAAGCAAGCACCUAUGAAAGUCCUGCUAUACUUCGGAAAAGACUGGUUGGAGGGUGCUUGCCUUGUAACCCACUGUCAUCUUCUGGUCCGAUCCGAGUGCUGCAAAGCUGCGUAACAGGUUGCAAUCCCAAAACUUCCCAAACAGGCAGCUCCACGUGCAGUUAUUGCAGCAGUGAUCCAAUAGUUGUAACUUACAAUCCUCGUAGGGCCAAACCCCCAGCAGCAAGAGCGAUUGGAGGAGCUCAGUCUAUGGGAAUGUAUGAUGAUGAUGACUACAAUGUCCGCAAUAUCUGGCCCGAAGAACUGGCCAAAAAGAUGGCACAUUCAAAAUCACAAAAUCUCCGUCCCAGCAUAGGAAUGGGAAACACCUGUCCAAAUCAAACUCAAAAUAUCACCAAUGGAACAAGCUUGCUUUUGGACUGUCAGAACCUACCAGAUUACGGUACAGAUUAUGCAGGGAGACGCAGGUUUCAACAAGGAAAAAUGUCCACCACUUUUGAUUUCAAAAGUUACAGAUUGGGGUAUAAUGAUGGUCACAACUCACUGAAUAGACUGAUUACUAAGGAAGAUACAGGACUCAGGGAGCAUCUCGAAAAUGACCAAGACACAGCAUAUCCUCGAUCUCCUCCUCGCCCUAACUCUCCCCCGUCACCUGUGUCUUUCUCGCCCCCACCCUCUGCACCCAGCACCCUCAUCAAACCCAAACCAAGGCCUCGAGAUGGGGGCCACUCUCUCCCCUCUGCACAGUCAUUGCACCUGGCCUUGAACUCUUUCAACAGAGGGCAAGACGAAGAGAACGGCAGAAGGCACCUCACCCUGCCCCUCUCCUCCUCGCUGCCAGCAUCCCUGUCCGAUGAGAGCGUGAUGACUCCAGAUGCAGAGAAUGCUGUCAUUAGUCCCAUCCUGCCUUUCCUUUAUCUUGGGAACGAAAGAGAUGCCCAGGAUUUGGAUCUGCUGCUGCGUCUUAACAUCGGCUUCGUAGUAAAUGUCACCACUCACCUGCCCCUCUAUCACCAGAAGGCCGGUCUGCGCUACAAGAGGCUGCCCGCUACUGACAACAGCAAGCAGAACCUUCGCCAGUACUUCGAGGAGGUCUUUGAGUUCAUUGAGGAGGCAUAUCAGAGUGGGCAGGGGGUCCUGGUGCACUGUCAGGCGGGCGUGUCCCGUUCUGCCACAGUGGUCAUUGCUUACCUUAUGAAGCACACCCUCAUGACUAUGACCGAUGCCUACAAAUACGUACGGAGCCGACGUCCAGUGGUCUCCCCCAAUCUCAACUUCAUGGGUCAGCUGCUGGAGUUUGAGCGGGACCUGAACUCCGGAGUGACCCCUCGAAUCCUCAUGCCCAAACUGAACGGAGUGGAGACACAGGUGUGACCAAGAAGGCACAAAAAGGGUCGGACCAAUGUUCCCACAGCACAAUAUUCCCACAGCUCCAUGUUUGUUAGAAAAGUCUGAAACGGGUUCUUUGCUCCCACAUUUUAUGGACAUUUAAGCACUUUGUGUUAUAGUUGGCACUUUGAUCCAUGGCUGUAGUAAUAGUCUGAACCUUCUUAUAGAAUUUUGAUUAGAGUGGGACUAAAUACCUUCACACAAUCACAUUGCUAAUACAGCUGGUAAACUGUGCAGUACCUGGAGGACUAAAGUGUACUGUCCAGUUUGGGCCUGGAUAUAUGAGGAACAGUGUGAUUGGUCUAACAGGUAUUACUUCAAACUCUGCCCCUGUAGCUCUUUCUGAUUACAAAGACCUGGCUGUAAUCAGGAGUCUUGUGUGAUGCUAUGUAGUACUUGAAAUUGCAGUGGUCAGUGAAGGCAGCACACACUCAGUUUUUGAACACAAAGCUGCAAAUGUACUUUUCAAUAAAAUUACCCAAAAAAGACUUAGGAAGAAUAGACACAUACACAGUUUAGUGGCAAAAAAAAGGAUGUAUCGUUUAGUUACACUUUAAGUUUUGGGUCUUUUUGUACGAUAAUGUUUUUUUUUUUGAGAUUAUGGCUAAGGUUAGGAUCUGGGUGAGGGUGGGGUUUAUUUAAUUACUUUGUAAAAUAUCUUUUAAAAGUGAGGAAACAGGACUGUAGGAACAUAAAGCUGUGGGAACAUAGGUUUGCUCUUGAGUGUAGGUUAGAGAUCUACAAAAAAGCCAGAUUUUAUAAGAAACACAACAAGACGGUGGCCUGUUCAGUAAAUAGUGCACUUUUAAUACUGUGAAACUGGUUGGAUCGAUAGCUGACAAACGAAUCUUAUUCCCAUUACACUGUUUUUUAUGAUAUUGUGCCAAUGUUUUAUAUAGUCCUUCAGGCAUCAAAUAGCUCUUCCAUUUUCUUUCGCAUUUCAAGCUUCACAAUUGCAUGAAGAAACUAAACAUUGAGAGAGUUUACGGUUUCACUCAUAAAAAAACAAAAAAAACAAACAGCAUAUGUAGCAACACACAAGCUUCCCAAAGCACUUUACUGCCCAUCUGGUUUGUAGCUCAACGGACAGCCUUUAAUCAUGGUUGUAUCCAGUUUGUCCUUGCGAUACGUGUCACAGAGAAAAUAGGACCUAUGCUGAAGAUCUGAAUGGCAUUUAGUUCAGGAUAAGCAAACAGCCUUCAGAAAGCUAACCGGUAGCAUACUGGUAGUACAUGGCUUAAAAUACUACUAAAACAUAAUGGCAGUUUUAACCGUACGCUUCGAUAGAUACUUUGCACUGACAUCACGCUGGGUUUUUUUUUUUCUUUCUUUGCAGUUUCCAAGAUUGUCUUAAAACUCAAGAACAAAAUACAAAUGGAUUUAAGCAGCACAUUAUCAGGAGCCUAUGAUCAAUAUGAGUGUUCAUGGUCCAAUAUGGUUAGUGGGGCUAACGCUAAUUAAUGCUAGGCUAAUGCUAGCCAGCUUGUGAUUAAUUUUGUGUGUGAGAGACUUGUUUAAGCUUACAGAUCAUCUCACCAGUUGUAGUUCCAACAAAGUCCAUUCUUUCAGGUCAGAUUGUGUUAAAAUAAAGCUCAGAUUAAAGUCUAACUUGAGUAAUAGAGCAUUUAACAGUCUCGUGCUUUCAGUUAGCUUCACACCCCCAGGGAAUGUUGAUGGCAUCAGCUGCAAAGUAUCAAUAUCGUGCUUAUACAGACCACUUUAAACUGUGCUCACUUAAGUUUACAAUUUAAAGACCAAUCCUGAGCUUGUUCUAGUUUGGUUUAGAGCAUGAGAUGAGUAGGAAUAGGAAACGAUUUUACAAAACACAUUAUUUUAUUAGUUUGCCUUAUGAUCCUCCUUCCUUUUUCAUUCACGACUAUGCAUUACCCUGACUCUAAAGGCAUUUGUUUGACUGAAGUUAAAUUAACUCACUGUGAGGUUUUUUAUAUUGUUAAUGCAGGCCUCAAAUCCUCUGCUUUGUUGGUUCCUCAAUACAGGAAAUACACUGCAAGUAUGAUCAUUUUAUUAGGUUAAAAUGUAAUGUAAGUACAUUAAUUUAUUGUUAUUAUUUGAUUUUGCAGUUAUUGUGUUGUUGGAAAAGAUCAUUUUGCACAUUUUUCUAACUGAUGCCAUACCACACUUAAAUUAUUAAAAUGGUAUAUAGCCACUUACUUGUGGUUAUAAUAACUAUACCUAAUGUAUAAUGAAAAAAGACUUAAUUUAUAAUGGGCAAAUAGUUUACAACAAAUGAUUCAGGCUUAGU